Heterobilharzia americana is the source of this 1839-nucleotide messenger RNA. NCBI's taxonomy places the organism in Eukaryota, Metazoa, Platyhelminthes, Trematoda, Strigeidida, Schistosomatidae. The record is from the annotation of a GenBank genome assembly.
AUGAAUGAAAGUAAAAAAGAAUUGAAAGAUACAUAUUGUCUUCUAACACGAGAAGACCUGAUGCAACUCGAUUCUAAGGAACCUUUUUGGUUGCGUCUGCGAUGGGGUUUAUUCAUCCUGUUUUGGAUAGUUUGGAUUGGACUUCUGUUGGCCGCAAUUCUUAUCAUAGUUUUUACUCCUAAAUGUCCACCGAGACCGGACCUUCCAUUCUGGAGAUCAACCAUUGGCUACUGGGUAAAUCCGUUUGCAUUUAAGGAUUCGUCUGGAAACAAGGUCGGUGAUCUGAGGGGUUUGGUUGAUGGGCUUGAUUAUAUAAAGGGGACAAUUGGCGCUGGAUUCAUCGUUCUGACAUCUAUCUUUUCUGGCGAAUAUACAAAUGAACAGAAAAUAUUAGGUCUCGUGAAUGAUUUCUAUAAACUUGAUGAUGCACUCGGUGAUAUGGAAGAUUUCAAGUACCUCGUAAAGUCGUGUCACAAGAAGGGUAUCUAUGUUGUCCUUACCAUGGACUUCAAUUCUGUCUCCACAAAACACUUAUGGACUGAAGAUACUUCUUUACUUGAACCUUAUCCGAAAGAUAAAAAAUUUUCUCGUUUAGGUGGUGAUGGUAAAACAAUUAUAAAUGGAGUUGAUUAUUAUUCUGUCUUCGGCCCAAAUCUUGUAGAUCUUAACCUCAGGGAAUCAGGUGCACUUAGUCGCGUUAUUGAUGUGGCAAAGUUUUGGCUGAACGAAGGGAUCGAUGGUAUUGUUUUAGAUAAUGCUGCUUUCUACGUUGAGAAUUCUGCAGCACCUAAUGAUUCACUUUCAGUCGGGUCCGAAUCAAACAACUGGUUCAAAAGCUACCCGGCGUCUCAGAUAUUUACUGACGAAUCACUGGGGUUUGUUCAGAAAAUGAGGAAACUUAUUGAUGAAGUGUCACAGUCCAGUGGAAAACCGAAAUUACUAGCAGUGGAUGCUGGCAACACUGGAUAUGGUGUUGGAGAGAAGGAUGACAGUGCAAUUAAAUUUUUGGGCACUAAAGAAAUCCCUGGUGCUCACGUAGUUGUUAGUCGCCAGUUUGUGAAACAACGUGGAUGGAAAGCUAGUGUUAAUGCGACACUGAGUGAGAGUAACAUUUUUACGUACAGCAUGUUGGAUACGAAUGCGAGAUCUUCUUUGGCUCUGAUAGCGGCUUCGACUAGUGACCCGAGACAAUCUGACAUAGUGGCCUUGGCAUCAACCCUUCUUCUUCCAGGGACUACUCUACUCUAUUAUGGCACAGAGUUAAAUGUGGCACCAAGUAAUGCAAAUUUUUCCUUUGACUUUUACCCGUUUGAUACGAAAACUAUAUUGGAUGGCUCAUCUGAAACAAGUAUACUGUCUCAAUUGCCAAUGCCAUGGGAUCAGUCUGGAAUAGGUUUUUCAGCCGCACUUUUUAAUUCGACUGCAUUUACAAAUUACAUUAAAAACUUCAAUAUUGUUGAGACAGUUGAGUCUGCAACAGCAAGUGGUCGUGGAGUUAUACCCUUCAGCCUCGUUCAGAGCCUUGUAACUAUUCGUAAAAACGAAAGCAUCUUGUGGGGUGGUUUCAACUUACUGAAACCUACUUCUAUAACCGAAAAUUUAAAGUUCCAAAUAUUUGAACGCAAAGCUGUAGGCUUCCCAGCAUUCAUAAUUGUCUUACGUAAUGAACACGAUGUUGCCAGUGGAACCUUCAGCUUUUCUUCUGUUUGUUCCAGCAUAGUUCCAAGAAUAAUAUACCCGCCAAAUGACAAGUUUACUAUUGGUGAGGCAGUUACCAGUGAACGCGUUUACCUGCAUUCCGAAGGGCAACCACUAGUGUAUGUUUUUGAGUGUGCGUAG